CGAGGGAGCCCUCCGGCGUUUUUCUAUUCUGCAUAGUUCCGUGAUCCACCCUGCAGCCCGCCCCCACGCGUGGGCUUCGGGGUGCCAUGGCCCCGCCAGCGCUCCCGCUGCUCCUCUGGUCCCUGGGCGUGCCAGCCUCGGCGUACCGGCCGAGCGGCGGGGAGGCGCUCGAGGCGCAGGCGCUCGGCUCCGCGAAGAAGGCCGCCGGCUCCGUCCAGACCCUGGAGGUGCUCGACUCGGCGCACAUGCGCUGGGCCGGCCACCGCGCCAGGGAACCGGGGAUCCGCAGCAGCCUGGCGGCCACGGCCCACAACGGGACCCGGCACGCGGACCUGCGCGCGCGCCAGGGUGCUGCUGAUCGUCGUGCGCACGUGGGCCAUGGUUCUCUAGACGGUGGCAACAACCAGACUGCGCUGCUCCCCGUGACGAGCAGCUCGGACGUUGAGCAGGAAUUCCCGCACGAGGCAGACGGUGUGAAGGGCCAGCCGGAGGAGGAGCGGCACAAAGGCCUUGUCCACAGAGGCCAUCCUGAGGCUCCUUCAGACAGUCGACCGCACAAGGUGAAUCGCAGCGCCUUUGCUUUGGACUUCUUGCACCGCGACUCAAGGGCACUGAAGCUCCACCUCCAACAGCUGUCGCCGAUGCUGCAGCAGGACCCUGCGGCCCUGGGCAUCCUCACCAACUGCAGCUACGGCGAGCGGCUGCCGGGCCAGAAGUCGCAGCGCCGCCUCCCGUUCUUCCUGGCGCUGGCGGAGGCUGGCUGGCUGCAGGGGCUGCGGGAGCUGGCGGGCUGGGACAGCAACCGGUCGGACGCAGGCCCCAGGCUCGCCGUGGACAGCGCCAGCGAUUCCUGCGAAGGGAAUGAGACUGGACUUCGUCCCCUCGGCCUGGCAGUGGAGGCGGGGCACGAACAGGUGGUGCGCUAUCUGGUGAGCCAGGGUGCCUCGGCGGUCGCCCGCAGCCCCGGGGGGCCCACGCUGCUGGAGGCUGCCGUGCGGCGCUGCGACGGAAACCUGGCGGGCGCCCUGCUGGGGGACGGCUCGGUGCUCAAGGGCGGGCUCGCUCAGCUGCGGAAGCGACUCGCGCUGGAGGUCUCCCGGGGGCCUGGCCUAGUUGCCGCCACUCGCUCCCGGCCUGGGGGGUGAGAGGAAGCAGCGCGACUGGGAGGUCGAUCUGGCUGUGCUGACAGGAGGCUGGCACGCAGCGCAGCCACCUCAGGCCGCGAAGUUGCCGCACUUGAACGGUCGGUGGCCUAUAGGCCAGCAGAAGGGCGACGGACUGGAC
This is a messenger RNA of Prorocentrum cordatum, 1284 nucleotides long. NCBI's taxonomy places the organism in Eukaryota, Dinophyceae, Prorocentrales, Prorocentraceae. The record is from the annotation of a GenBank genome assembly.